AUGAGUGUCGACUCUGAAGGGGCGCGGGGCUGGGUCAAGAUCGAAAUCCCGCACUCAUGGCAGGAUCGACUGGAUAGCAGAAGCGCGAAUGAGCGAAUCAGAAAUUUGAUCGAAAGUCAAGUUGUCAAAUUGCCUCCGGUGCGUUUUAUCGUUGAAUUUUUGAAGAAAAAUGAAUUUUUUAGGCUCUGGAAAUGUACGGCAUGAAAGUUUUGUCGACGAGCGAAAUUCAAAAAGUCGAGGAGCAGGAUUGCGAGGCUUAUUACGAAGUCAAUUUCGAAGUAAAUUCCUGGAAUUUUCGGAAAAUCACGUUUAAAUUCAGGUGACGAGCGAUCAUUUCGACAAGAAGCUUCUUUUGGCCCUUCAGCGUUAUUUUGAUGAUAUUAAUCGUGUAGGGGCGAAUUGAGUUUUAAAGACGAAGGAAUUGAAAAAAAAAAUCCUCCCUGGAAUUUUCAAGUGACUUAAAAUUUAUUUCGAAUCACAAUUUAUGUAAUUUUCCGAUUUUUCGAAGCCUCGGGCCAUUGAAAGUUUGAAAACCUUCCAGUAAAUUAUGAAUUUUCCGAUUUUUCGAAGCCUCUGGUCAUUUAAACUAGCAAAGAUUCCAAUAAACGGAGAAUUUUCCGAUUUUUCGAAGGAUUUGAUCAUUAAAAUUAUCAAAACUUUCAAGUAAACUAUGAAUUUUUCCUAUUUUUUUCAGAGCGUCUGGUCAUUGAAAACUUGGAAAACUUUCUAGUAAAUUGUAAAUUUUUCCGAGUUUUUUUAUAGCCUCUGCUCGUUAAAAAAAUUUGAAAACCUUGCAGUAAAUUGUGAAUUUUCCGUUUUUUCAGAGCCACUGGUCUUGAAAAACCUGGAAACUUUCAAGUAAACUAUGAAUUCUCCGAUUUGUUGAAGCCUUUGGUUAUUUAAACUAGCAAAAAUUCCAAUAAACUAAGAAUUUUCCGAUUUUUCGAAGUCUCUGAUCACUAAAACUUGAAAAAUUUGCAUUAUUGUAAAAUUCGAAUUUUUUUUCUCUAUGCGCCUUUGAACAUCAGCAUAAUUUAUAGAUUUAUGAAAGGAAAAAUUUAUUUUUAGGAUGGUUUUAUGCCAUUCCAACGGGGAAAUCUCGUCCUCCACACUCCCGUUUUUUUCUCCGAUGAGCUGAAGUAACUUGCGAAUUUUGUAUUUUCAAUAAAUGUUGAUUUAUUCAGAUGCUGUAUGAAGGAUCUUCCAAUCUCUGCCAUUCAUUUUGGCAAUUUGCAAGGCGGCAUUUUGAUCAAUCAUUGGGAGGUUUGUCUUUUUUUUAUUUUUCGAAUAGUUCCGUGCUCAAAUGGAUUCCGCGAAAUGCAAUAUGGCCGUCAGAGAAAGAGAAAGAUAACUAAAAUUUUAGAGAGUCAGAGAAAAAUUUGUAUUUCGCGGAAAUUACUUUGAACACGGCAUAAUUUUUUUGUUGAUAAUAAUGUCAUUUUCGUGUUUCAGAAGUUUUUUUAAAAUUUUCUUUUUGAAAGUGUCAUUUUUGAUAUCAAACUAUCAGAUGUAUUUUUCCAAAAAAAGUCCAAGUCUUUCAUUGAUUUUUGGCAUUUAUUUUUUUGAAAAAAAUGGUUAGAAAAAAAUUUUUAAAAUUGAGAAAAAAAGGUAAAAAAAUAUGUUCCUUACAGUUCGAUUUGUAAGAAAAAGUGAUUUAGACUGAGAAAAAACUUGGAAUCCUGUACAUGUAAAAUUUUCGGGUUUACACUUUUUUUAGGAUUUGUUUACUUUGAAUCGAUAAUGAAUAACAUUGAACUUUUUUUCAAAGUUUAGUUUUGUAACUUAUUUUCGAGUUUCAGGUCUCCUUCUGGCCGGAAACCCACAAAAGGCUGAAUAAAGACCGUCCCGAUGAGAUUUCGAUGGCCGAAGCCGAUUCCUUGUUCAGACUUUUUGUCGAUUUCGAGUUUGACAAGGGCGACAUGAUCAUUGUCCACUACAAAGACAGAGAAAUGAUGGGUUAGGGUUUGAAAAAAAAUUUUGAAGAAAGUUAUUUUUCAUUGUUCUUGAAAAUUGAAGUUCUUGGCGUAAAAUUUGAACUUUGAGGUCUAAGAAACUAGAAUUUUCAACUAAAAAAUUAUAAUCUUAUGGUUUUUCAUCUGUUCGGUUAUCUUAAAUUUAUGGAUAAGCAGAUUUGAUCACUUUUUUUGAAGGUUUUGAACUUUAGAAGAACUUUUAAAACUGUUUUGAAGCUUUAUAUUUGAAGAUAUUCUGUAAUUUUGGCUCAAGUUUUUUUUUAAAUCGAGAAAAAUUUACAAGAAAGGUAUAAAAAAAGAGGUUCUUUAUACAAAUGCUUUGGAUCAUACAUGGGCAAGUGACGGACCUGGUCAGCCGACAGGGGGUUGCGGAGCGCACCGAAUAGCAUGUAGGGGGGUCCGGAAAUAGUAAGGGCGCGCCAAUGACAAAAAAAAUUUUUUUGUUGUCCAAAUUUUUUUCAAAAAAAUUCGUUUAUAGGUGAAAUAAAAAUACGUAGAUAACGGGAAAAAAAUAAUAAAAAAACUGAAAAAAAUGAUUGGCUGAAAAAAAUAAGAGUUCCGGGAAGAUUUCAAACGAUUGAAAAAUUGAGAGAGCUUUUUCUAGAAAUUUCUAAAUAUGACAGGCAGCUUCAGCGUAGUCGAUUUAGUCAGAAAACAUCCAGAGACCUUUCUGGAAAAGGUUUUUUUUGCACUUGCUGAUCCGGGAGGUUUUUCACCCGUUGCUUCAGUGCUUUUGAACGGGUGAAUAAGCCCCCGGAUCAGCAGGUGCGGAAAACACCUUUUCCAGAAAGGUCUGUGGAUGUAAGGGGGUACUGAGAGGCGUUUUUGAGGGGUUGCCCACGUAUGCUUCGGGUUUGAAUUUUAUUUUUUCCAAGGUAAAAUUUGGAACUUCCAGACGUUAUGGACCAAGCAAAAGGCCGUAAAGAGAAGCAAUUGGUCACGACCUGGUAUCAAAUCACGGUAAAAUUUAAUUUUUAUAGUAAUAUUGUCCUUAUUUUAAAUUUCCAGAUCAAAAGACAAACAAUCCGGCGAAUCAUCUGCGACCCGUUGGUCAACGAUAUGAAUGGAAGUGGGCGAUACCGCAUCCAUUUUGAUCUCAAUUGUCCCGUUCUUAUCCGUCGUGGAUACUUUACCGAUGCUCGGGCCAAGGUCUGCUUGGGGAAAAAAAAUAAAGAAAGAAAGAAAAAAAAGAAACAAGAAAAUGAAGUUAUAGUUGAACUUCAUUGAGAGGAAGCGUUUGAAAAAAGAGAAUCCCUAAAAAAAUAGUCACAUAUGGUCACGGCAUUCCUAAUGGGGUGAGCGAGGCGUCAAAGUUUCUAAAUUCACAAAAAAAAAGUAAGUGCGCGCUCCGGAUCAAAUUACGUCAUUUUACGUCACCACUUAUACUGAGUAUUCAACGUUAAUAACUUCUUAAUUCUAUCGCCUUCGGCGAUGGUAGGACGAAAAAUUUGAUCCGCAGAAAUACGUCGCGUGAAAAUUGCGACCACAUAACCUAUGAGCCACGAAAAUUUUAAGCCUUCAAAAUUUUUUCGUAAAAUUUUAAAAUUGCUCAGAUGAUGACCUUUUGAAUUUCUUUCUUUUCCUUUUUUUUUUCAAUUUUUUUCCCUUUAUUCUUGAUAUUGAUUAAUUACAGAGCUAGAGCCACUGUUUUUCGGUAGGUUUCUAGAAAUUUCAAUCAUUAUCAUCAAUAAGAAGUCUGUCAUUUUUAUAAACAUGGAAAAACGUAUUUAGUUGACAGAUUUUUGAACUUUAAUGAUUUAUGGCACAAAUUAAUUGUGAAAAACAGAAGAAAAAAAGAGUUAAAACUCGAAAUUAGGUUUCAAAACGUUAUCAAAUCCUGGGAUCGCCGAGAUAACUCAACGCAGAAAUGAGAAUCAGUACUAGAGCAGAAGUUUGAAAAAGACCAGAACGAAGAAAAACAGAAAAUACAGAAAUUGAAAGCCUUAUAUGCAAGUAAUUUCUAAUUUAAAUGGACAAAAUUUUAAAGGCUAAAAUUUUCGUGGCUCAUAAGUUAUGUGGUCGCAAUUUUCACGCAACGUAUUUUUGCGGAUCAAAUUUUUCGUCCUACCAUCCCUUCGGCUGCGUACUUGAGGUUUCAAUUUUCGCGCCAAAUUUUUUUCGACGUCUUCUCACCCCGUUUGGGAACGCCAUGAAGGGGGAUUAUGAGAAAAUUAUGAGAUGAAAGAAGCAUUUUUCAAGUGAUUGAAAGUACUGGAGUUAACACAUUUUCAAAUCCUGGAUAUCAGAUCUAAAAUUUUUCAUUUUUUGAUCAAUAUGGAACAUCAGUCUUCGCUGAAAAUGUAGAAAAGUUAUCAUUUACACUCGGAAAACUAGAAUUUUUCCGGGAACUUGAAAUUUCCCCAACCAAAUUCACAAGUUUUUCGAUUUUUAGUACUGAAAUUGGUAGAUUUUUUUGGAUAUUGAACAUCAAAACUCAUGAUUUGUUGUUUUUUCUCGAUAUUCAAGAAUGGCACUUCAACUCAAGGAGAUUAAAAAUAUGGAAAAUGAUCAAUUCUACUUGAAAAACUGGAUUUUACCCCUCAGAGCCUUAAAAAGUUCAAAUUUUUUCAAUUUUCGCUUCUUGAACGAUUGUUCAAUCUGCGUUUUGAAAAUGGGAUCUAAUUUUGAUUGAGGAGCUCGAGUUUGUCAGUUGUUCCACAUUAUUUUAGAACUUGAAGGUUUAAAUAUUUAUUCAGUUUAUAGAGUAGAUUCUCUGCUUAGUUAUGAGAAUUGUUGAAGAGUUUUUUAUUCGCGAAACUGUCGUUGAUCAAGAAAGGCGCGUAGAGCCUCUCGUCCUUCUUGAAAUAGUAGUUGAAAAAUUUUGAGCGUUCUGACGAUCAGCUGUUAUUCAAUAUAGGAUCAGUACGGCGCCCAGCUUGUCCAGGGCUAGCGGGCGUCGGAUUGAACUUAAAACUUGAAUUUAUAAGAAUUUGUCUAACUUUAAAAGGAGCUAGUAUGAUAAAUCAUGAUUCCCUGCAUUUUGUCCGUUCAGGAAUCGAAACACGCGAUUCCGACGUUCGUCAGAUGGUUGCACGUGAAACGAGGUCGCGAUCAAAGCCAAUAUCCCAAUGAUUUGGCCAUUGCCGACAGUCCCGUCUUCACCUUGGAUUUUGAAGAAACUAUUCAAGUCCUACUUGUUUUCAUUUUUGAAAAUAUUUCUGAAAAUAUUUCAGGCCCCAACGAUUUAUCUUCUCCUCUCUCGACUCCGCCUCCGGAUAGGCUGUCCCAUUGAGUUUUCUGUGUACCCGGUUCGUGUGGGGUAACAUUUUCAUCAAAAAAUAGUGAUUCCAAGUGUAGAAAUGCUGAAUUUAUUUUGCUCAACUUGAAUUUUUUUUUUUGGCCGCAUUUGGAAUGGCUCGAGUAGUCGCGAUCUGAAUUUUUCUCAAUAGUUUUUUAUUGGAUGAUGGAACUAUUGAAGAAUUUUGCUACAGUGCGCUUCAGGGUCUACUGAUUCCGAAAAAAGGUUUUAUUUCCAGAAUUUGCCUUAUAGUCGAGUUAUGAUGCUUUGAAAUUUUCAAAAAAAAAAAACGCUUUUUUCAAUUUAUUUCUAGUUUCAAGAAGCAUCUAAACUGAGGAUUCGAAAAUCGGACAAAAUUGGAAUUUUUCGGGUUUUUUUUUCACAUGAAGGAGGUUACUAGCAAACAUGGGCAAAGUCGGAAAGGGUUGAAAAAAUCUCUACAGAAAUUUUUCUUUUAGUUUCCUCUUUGCUGCCUUUUUGCGCCAUUUUCUAAGCCCAUAUGCACCAUUUUUGCUGCCUCUACCUUUUUUCCACCAUUUCUUGAGCCUUUGAGAUUUUAGAAAAAUGGAAGGCUCGAUAAAGGGACCCUUUUUGCUACCUUUUAGCGGCCUUUUUUGAGCCUCUCCCUUUUAGCGGCUAUUAUUCACCAUCCCGACUUUGCCCGAGUUGAUUGGGACUUUGCAGAUACGAAAAAAUUUUCAAAAAUGAUAGAAAAACGCCCGAGAAGUUUGAAGUUUAGCGAAGGCCAAAAAAAAAAACACCUAAACUGUCUGAGGAUCCGCUUCAGCCAUUCCAAACGCGACCAAGGCCAUUUCAGUUCUAAAACAGUUAUGAAACUUGAGGCUGUCGAUUGCCUGUACGCCCGGGACAGCCCGUACCAUCGUUGGACCUGGAACCAACAUCUUCGCCAAUACCUGCCCCCGACUCAUCCCAGUACUCCGCAUUUCGGCCAUUUUAUCAAUUCUGUGUGUUAUUAAUCAUUUUUCUCGGCAUGAAAAGCGGCAUUUUAAAUGCGAAGCGGUCGCGUUGCGUUUUUGGCGCCAUUUUAAAUUCUCUGCAUUUUUGAAUUUUCAUCACCUUUCCUGUUGAAAAAAUGAGUUAAUUCGCUUGGAAUGGUCCUCGAAGAAAGUAUUUCAGAAUUUUCAUAUAAUGAAUGAAGAAAAGUUUUGGCAGUAAUUCAAAUUAUGAGAUAAUUUUUGAAUUUGCGCCAAAAACGCAUAGCGAAAGGCGUUUGAAGCUGAGAAAAUUUAGCUUUUUACGCCUAUUUUGUACCUUUUUUCUAGCUCUUCCCGAGGAAAAAGGAGAUCCAAGGAACCCGAAAUACGGACGUGAACAAGGAGCGAAAAUUCGCCAUCACUUAUCUGAUCGAAUGUCUGAUAUCAAGGUGAAAUGAAGAAAAAAUGGCCUCUUUCUUCUGGUUGAAGUGUGCUCCAUUGAUAAUUCAACCUUUUUUUGUUUAGGAAUUUUUGCGUUAAUUUUCCCAAUAAGUUGGUCAUCAAUUUAUUAAGUUCAAUAUUUCAGAGGUAGAAUUAAACCCCAAAUUUUAUUAAAACCGUGUUUUUCCAUGCUGUUGAGGUAUAAGGUACAAAGAUUUUAAUAAUUUUAAAAAAUCGUCUCUUUUUUUUUGAUCUCACUUUUAUUUGUCCCAAACUAUAUUUAAUGUUCUUUUGGAUUUUUUCGGCGUUUUUUAUGAGGUUACUUGAUUUUUGUAUAGAGAAAGUUGGUUAGCGAAAGAGAGAGACUUAGGAACUCCAGAGAGGUCCCUAAAGGGGCAACCUUAGGGACCCUUGGAGGACCCCCUCUAGAAAUUACUUUACCAGCCCCUGUAGGGGUUACUAAUGCUUGCAAAAGUGGUCCCUAUAGGGGACAUGCUAGUCGAUAAUUUCUAUGAAUUCUAGGCCAAAAACGAAACAAAUAAGCGUUUUUGAAUUAAAAUUGAAAGACCCCUAUAGGGUUCGCUUGAGCUUUUGGGGCUAAGGGAGCAGAACCUGAAACCCUAUAGGGAUCACUUCGAUGUUACCCCUGUAAAGAUCAUUUUUUUGGCUCCUUGAGGGGAUGUUUUUUUUCCUCUAACCCCUCUAGGGAUCACUCUUGAAUUUCUAAGUAAAGGGAGAGUAAAAAAAAAUUUCUUUGACACUUUAUUUUUUAGUUUACAGUGAAAAAGAUAUACGAGAAAGUGAGCUUUUUUUCAUUUUGUAUCGCAAAAUUUCUAGGGGAGCCGUUGUCAAAGAUCAACUUCUUCUCGAGGAGAAAAUAUGGAGUCGAUUCCUCGAAAUCAUCUUCUACUACUGCACUACUGACCACAAGGCAACAUUCUAUGAAACUUUGCCGAAAAAAUAUAUUUCUCUAUUUUUAGUUGUGCGAAGCGGCGCUAGAAGAUCUGGUUCACAUGUUGGAUGGCCGGAAACGCAUCGGGUCUUUGAUGAAAGUGACCUUUUUCUUAUUAUUUCAGAGAACUAUUCAAGAAAAUUUAGUGUUUUGACAAUAUUUGCAAGACGAGGCUCCGCAACAAGUUGACCAACGGCCUGACCGAGGAGGAAAUGCGGGAAGGUUAUCAGAGAGUCCGAAAGGUGAGUGAAAAUGAACGAUUUUUCAGAGUUUGAAGCAAUUUUUAGAAUUUUAGACGAUUUGAAGCAAUUUUAAGACCAUUUUUAGAAUUUUUAGACAACUUGCUGUUUUUAUGUUGUAAAAUGAGCUUGAAAAAAAAAAAUUAAAACUCCAAAUUUUUGGAAAAAUCUUUUUUAUAGAUUAGUUGGGCUCUCAGGUCUUUCUUUUUCAAAAGAUAUCAUUAAAAAUCAAAAAUUUCUUGUGUUAGUUCGAUUUUAGUCACAAAAGACUAUAUAAGAUACUGUAAAAGUUGAUUUUUUGGCUUCAAGAAUUUCGGUAAAAUUAGGAAAAUUCGGCGUUUAAUCGAUUCAUAAGAGCUCUCAGAAUUAUUUUUUGCUGGAUUGGAUAGUUUUUUUUUGAAUAGUCCGUUUUGAAGAGAUUCCGCAAAGUUGAAGUAGCCGCCAGAAAGUGAAAAAGAUUUUGGAGAGCCAGAGAUAAUUUUGAAUUUCGUCGGAAGAGCUAUGAAUAAGGCUAAGAAUCGCAAAUCAUUUUUUUGAAUAUUAUACAAUAGAUUCGAUUUCGAUAUUGUCUUUGCUGAAACCCCCAUGUUCUGCUUUGAUGGCAAAUUCGGAUUUCACGUCAUUAGUUAUGUCAUAUCGCCUCCUUAUUUUGUUCAUAGAAGCGAAUCCGCGUUCAAAAAAUAGAGAGAGAAAGAAAAAAAUGUACUGAGCAACAGAAAAAAUCCCACAGCAAGUGGGCGGAGCUUAGCGGUCUCUAAAUGAGGCGUUUAAUUUUUUUAAGAUCGAAAAAGCUAAGAUUUUCAGCUAUAAUUUUGUAAAAAUCGAAAAAACGUUGAUAGGCAAGGUCUUACACUGCCAAAGUCGAAAGUGCAGAAAACGGGUGCAAAAUGGCCGCUAAAAGGGUCCCGUUUUGCGGCCUUUCUUGAGCCUUUUUUCUUGGUGGGCUAAAAAGGGUGCAAAAAGGGUGCUGAAAGUCUCGGCCAUUGAUUAUUUCCGUUUUUAUUACUGUAGCACAUUUUGGUUCAUACACGUUCCUUUUUGAUUUGAAAAUGUUGUGGUUCUCAAAGGGUUCAAAAAGGGUGGAUAAAGGCCGAUGAAAGGACGGAAAAAGGCUGUAAAAAAACCGUUGCCACCCGUUAGGGACAAUUAAUGGAAACCUUUUGAACCAUAAAAGAAGCCCGUAAAGGGUCCUUCCGACUUUGCAUUUGAACGAAAUAAGCUCAAAUUUUCCAGCUCAUCUUCACCCCGACGAGAGUGAUAUACGUGGCACCGGAGACGUUGAUGGGCAACCGGGUGCUCCGGAAGUACGACCACGACGGCACUCGCGUCCUUCGCGUUACCUUCCGCGACGACGACAACACCAAGAUGCGGGCCAACAAGACCAGCGACUUGAUCAUCGACCGCGUCGUCGGCAAAUACCUCCGCGACGGGAUCUGUGUGGCAGGUCAGAUUUUGAGUUUCACGCUCGAGCUCCGCCCCUUAUGACGCCAUAGACCAAUCAGGGAGCGAGCCAUCCACAGAGCGCUUUAGAGAAUGACGCUUGACAAGCUGAACCAACUACAGUCUAUUUAUGAACUGUUUCAAGGUCUUUAAAGGGACAUUGCUUUUCCUUGCGGGACCUAUAUGAAUAUCAACUGCUUUUCUUAACACUGAUCUUUCUAAAAAUAAGUUAUAGUCAAUCCUCAUCGAUUUGAAGGACGAGGCAAGCCGCGUAGAGUCUGUUCUGAAUAGUCUGCUCAAUUUUCGAAAGUCUAGUCGGAGCUCAAGCUCCGCCCCUUAUGGCGCGAUAGACCAAUCAGAGCGCGAGCCCUUCACAGAGCUUUUUCAAGAAUGACGUCAUUUUAUCUGACAUUCAAAGUUUGAACAGACUACAGGGGUCAGUUAUUAAUAAAGAAAAGAAACCGCAAAAAAAGUUUUUUGUGAAUUCAACCCUACAUAGGAAACGGGGAAGAGAUUUUUUUUUUAGAUCAUUGGUGGAUAGGCUACGAAAAAGGACCUAAAAAGGUUCCUUAAAAGCUUCCAGAAGUCUAAGGGAUGCUUCAAAAAAGGGCCUUCAAAAGAGACAACCUUUUCUUUGCCUCUGUAGGCCAAAGUCCAAAAGACCUCAAAGGACCUUUCUUGGCCUUUUUUUGAAACUGACUCUUCUUUUUAGGUCUUUUUGAGGCCCUUUGCACUUCGCCUGUGUUAUGGAGUUUGCAUAGAAAAUUCUUUGGAAGAUAGCUUCCGAAUUUUCUUUUUUAAAGCUCGAUUCGGAUCAGUUAGAAACUUCGCUUGUUUAAUUUUAUGAAGAAACUUGAGCCAAGGCGAAGUUCAAACCAAAAUUAUUCAAAUUUCUCUGAUUCUUCAUUAGAAAUAUGCAAGCUUAUGUAUGGAAUGAACAUGAUAAGUUUAAAAAAAAGGCAAUUUUUGAACAUGACCUUUUGGGAAGUCGGAAUGGUGGAUAAUGGCUGCUAAAAGAGGAAGGCUCAAAAAAGGCUUCAGAAAGGCAUCAAAAUAAGUCCUUUAUCGAGUUUUCCAUUUUUUCUGGGAUUUUAAAGGCUCAAGAAAUGGUGGGAAAGGGAGACGCAGCAAAAAUGGUGCAUAAAAGCCGAUGAAAUGGCGCAAAAAGGCAGAAAAAAGGAACCUUUGUCACCCUAAUAGUAACAUUUCUUUGAAGCCUUUGUCUAAUUUUUUUCAAGUAAAAAAUGGUCUUUUUAUGUACCUUUCUGACCAUAUUAAAACUUUUUAGUUGUUUCUAUAUAUAGUAAAAUCAUUCUUGCACUUUUCAGGACGGGACUUCGGAUAUCUUGGAAGCUCGAACUCCCAAAUGCGCGACAAUGGAGCUUAUUUCAUGGAAAAGUAAUACUUUCUGUAUCUUAUCUAUGCAUUUUUUUUUAUGUGGUCUGUGUAUUUUUCUAAAAUUAAAUUUUUAGAUACUCGAAAAACGACCUGCGAGACUACAGAGAGGCGCACAAGAAGAAUCCGCCGCCGGACUUUGCGCCCAAGAUACGCGACGCGAGGAAAGCUCUCGGGAGAUUCGAAGAAGUCGACAAUAUCCCCAAAAUGAUGGCUCGGCUGGGACAGUGUUUCACACAGAGUCGAGUAAUUAUAAAUUCAAAGAUUUUGGAAUGGAAAAUUUUUAUUUAAAGUUGUCCGGAGUGAACUUGAAACGGUCCUCGUAUAUCACGACGUGCGAUUUGGUUGGCGGAAGGAACAAGAAAGGGUUUGAGUUUGAUUUUUUUAACGUUUUAUGGAAUUUUAUAGUAGAAAAGUUGUGAAAAUUUCAUUUCUUUGACGGAAAGUAGAAUUACUAGAAGCUGGGCAUCAUUUGAAAAAAAUGUUUGAGAAGCUUUUCUUCAGAUUUUUUUAAAAAAAGUACAAUGUUGUCAUUCAAAAAAAGUUCUGAUUGGUUUAUCGCACCAUUAAGGGGCGGAGCUUGAGUGACGAUUUUGUUACUAAAGAUAAAAGAAAGCCGCUUGCUGCGCCCGACUUUGAGCGACUUUCUUUUUAUAUGUAUAUUUUUGCGCCGCACGGCACUACACAGGCUUUGGCAACCGGCCCUUUUUGAGCCAUUUAGUUACGAUUUCAAUGACGUGAGUUCACUUAAGUGACCACUAAACUCAAUUAAGUCGGGAAUUUUCGGAAUGAAUAGCUCGUUUCGACGCUCAGAUGCGUGCAGCUUUUCAAAAUCUUAACUAUUAGGCAGUGCGUUUUGAGAACUUUCUGAAACUCGGCUGAGACGUAAUUUGUCCUUUUUAUAAAAUCAGACGCUUCAAAAAACUCGAAAAAAAAAACCGUUUUCCUCCGCUUCAAGGAUACAGUACCGUUAGAGAAUAUAUAGCCAAUUCAUGUCUAGCUUAGGGGCGUGGCUUGUCUGCUCCCUCCACCAACCAGACGCUAUCUCUUUCAUUAUCGUGUCAGGACCCUUUUCUCGAUGGCUCAAGCCAGCCGUGAAUCAGCUGUACGUGAAUAUUUUCUCAAAACUCUUGGAGCUCAAUCUUUUUGGAACUCUGAAAAAAGUCUUUUUUUGCGAACUCUGACCACCAAAGUGUUGAAAAUAGGGAUCCUCACACCCACAGAAGAUUUCAGAAACAGAAAGCUGAUCAAAAUAACGUUUUUUCCUAUUUUUCUGACGGAACUGUAUCUGUUAAGGAUGAAGCUUGGCUUGAUGAUUAUUCGAUUAAAAAGGAAAAAAUGAAUUUCGGAGUUCAUCCAGGGUGCUUCAAAUAGCCAAGUUUCAACAAAUGCUGAAAAAUUUUUUUUUCAUUUUCCAUGCUUUUUCAUGAUAUGCCGGGUUCAAAGAUUUCCGAAAAAUGAAAAAUUAUCUCUGACUCUCCAGAAUGUAGUUAUCUUUUUCUUUCCCUGACGGCUUUUUUGGAUUUCGCGGAAUCUGUUUGAACACGGCAAUAUAGUCCGUUUUUCGGGACUUAUAAGGGUGGAACUUCUCUGCGCCCUCCUGAUCUCUCGACGUCUCUCUCAUGUUUACGUGCUAUUUCCAUGUUUCUCUGACCUAGCCGAGGGAACAGAGAGACGCAGACACGCGAGAACUGUCAAGUCGCGGCGGGCGGACUAUAAUUUAGCCGAAAACUUAAAUGCCAAACCCCCAAAGCUCCCAUAGAAACACAAAUAUCACCAAAUUCUGUUUUUUUUUUUCAGUGAUGAGUUCACAUUUUCCGAUGGAGUUGGCAUGAUGAGCCGCGCCUUCGCCGAGGAAGUCUCCAAAGUGAUGCAGCUCGGAAAGGGUGUCCCGUCUUGUUUUCAGGUCUUUUCACCUCAAUAUCCAACGAGAAUGAGACGAUUUUCAGUUCCGGUUCCGUGGAAUGAAAGGAAUGAUCGCCGUUGAGCCGUUUCUCGACGAACUUCGCGUUUGGGCCGACAGGAACAAGUUGGAGCCGCUCGGCGAGGAAAUGUCCUGGGAGAUCAAUUGCGCUUUCCGCCAGAGCCAGAUCAAGUGGAUUUUUGCAAAAAAAAAAGAAUCGAUUUUUUUAAAUCAAUUUUGAAUAUCUUGGAGCUAAUUUGAGUAGAUGAACGAAGCUUUUCAGAGCUUGAGAGGAUUUGCUCUUCGAAAAAAUGAAAAAUAGUUGCUCCAUGCAAAUUUGUGCAUUUUGGAGCUUAUAUGAGUAGAGUAACUGAUUUUUUUUGCGUUUGAGAAGUUCAAGUGGAUUUUAGAAUUCAAAAAAUUAAAAAAUGGUUUUUCUUUAAAUGUAAAUCUGGGCGUUUUGGAGCUACCAUAAGUGGAUGAACGGAAAUUUUCAGAACUUGAGGGGAUUAAGGAGAUUUUUCCUCUUCGUAAAAUGAAAAAAAAAUUUUUAAAGUAUGUCUGUUCAUUUUGAAGCUAAUAUGAGUAGAUGAACUGAGCUUUUUCGGGCUUGAGAGAUUCAACUGAAUUUCGUCCUUUUAAUGCAAAAAACAGUUCAUAUCAUACAAAAUUUCACAUUUUGGAGCAGAUAUGAAAGUAGGGACAAAAGUAUUGAGGUGAAUAAAUUGAAGAAAAUUUAGAUUUUGAGGGCUUGAAAUGCAUAUUGAAAUUAUUUUAAGCUUUGAAAAUCGUGAAAAGGAGAAAAAGGUCGCGUGAUUCAAAAUUUUGACAAACUUGUAUUAAAAAGGAUUUAAAUUAAAGCUUCGACAAAGUUUCUUACAUCAUACUCGGCAAAAACCGUAAAAAAUUUUCAGUCAUGCUCAUCCCAUGUAUGUCUUAAAUUUGAAGGCUCCAGAAGCAAAUCAAGGGUAUUUUUAUUUUUAUUUGAAAUCUUGAAAGGAAUAUUUUUGUGGGGGUCCAAGUCUGCUUUGAACUCCCUAUAUGUCAAAAAGAACAACAUGUUUCUGUAGUAAAUAAAAGAAGAUUAUAAUUUCAAGCUUGAAAGAAGUUUGAAAAUGAAUUCACGAUACCUUGAAUUCCGGGACAUUUCUAGUGACCGCUUCAGUAGCGUCAGCAUUCUUAAGUGAUCCCUAGAACUUCUCAGAAACGGCAGGAGCACGUCCAAGUAUGAAUAUUGCAAAGAAUACCCCUUCCAUUUUUGAAAACCCAAAACUCUGUAAUUUUCUAGGUUCGUCGCCAAACGACAUGAAAGAGACCAAGUGGAAAUCGUCAAAUAUUCCUCACCGGUCCCAGUGGCUCUGAACAAGCCUUUCAUCAAUAUCCUUGACCAAGUCUCUUUUUCCAUACUUCAUGUAGAAAUGAAGAAAAUUGAAGGUCUCCGAAAUGCAGUCGAUGGAAUGCCACCGACGGGUGACCAAUCGAAUUGAGGAACUUUUGGACCGGCAAAUGUUGGGAUUCGCUCAGUUCAUGGUCGAUGAGACUUCCUGCCGGAAUCGGUUGAAGGUCCGGGAAAAAGAAUAUUGAUAAAAAGAGUUUAUAAAAAAAUGGGGGUAGCAGAAACACACGCGCAAAUUCCGGAAGGUCCUAAAAAGAAGCUUUUGUAAAAGUUGCCCUUUUUUUGGACCUUUUUCUAAAAAGAUCCUUCUAAUGAGCAAGGAAAGAAGAAACUGGAAAAAAGGAGCUUCAGCGAAACUUUUGACACCUUUUUAGGAAUUCAUGAAGAAGCUUUAGAUUUUUUUGAAUUUUUGUCAGAUUUUGACGUGUAGCUGAGUCAAAUGAAGCCAUGAGAAUUAGUUCCAGAAACUUCAGCUUGAAAAAUUGAGUCUAGCAGAUUGAAAGCAACGUUUUUCGGACACUCAGUCAAGAAAAAUUUGCUAGAGUUUGGAAUUUUUUUGGGAGAAAAACGUUUGAAAAAAAUUGUUCCUAAAACACAAAAAAAAGCGUGAAAAAAGUUUUUUAGUAGUUUGAAGUUUCAUAACUCGGAAACAAAAACUAUUGCGAGAAAAUUUUGUUUUUUCUGGAAUCAGAAGGCCUUGAAGUAUACUUCAGCCGAGUUUAAUGAAAUGUUCAAGUGGACAAGAAAGCGUUCCUAGCUAGGAAACAUUUUUACCCUCUCCAGAAAUUUCGAACAUUUUUCUAAUUUUUAGGAGCUUCCCCGUCGAAUCGACAUUGACUACCUGAAGCCGAGCGUCUUCACGCUCUCCAACGAACCAUUUUUCCGAUCCCUCAUCAAAGCGUCCAUCAAAUAUUCCAUCAGUACCCUUGAUUCUACCCGAUUCUCUUCCGGAAAUGAGAAUUUUAAGCGCGCCAACUUCGGAAAGAACAAAUCCCGAUUCCGGCCGACCUGGGCCGGUCAAUGCUCGGCGUCGUGGACGAGACUGGACGGCUACAGUAUGGCCAGAUCUUCGUCCAGUACACCAAGAACAUUGCCUUGAAAUUGCCGCCGGCGACCGCCGCCAAGGCCGUUCUGAAAGGUGCCGAUGAUGGAGUUUUACAGAUUUAGGAAAGGAAAAUAGUUGGGAAAGGCUUCGGAGAAGGAAUUUUACAGAUUUUGAAAUGUUGAAACUCGAAAUUUUGAACCGAAUUGAGCAAUGAUUCACAUCAAAAACCUCAAAAACUUCAAAAUUUCUCAACUUUUUCCGAAAUUCGCUCCAAAUUUGGUGAAUCCAACUGUUUCAAGCUUCUGAGUAUGAGCUCUAUCUUUUAAAAUCGAAUCGAUAACUCAAAUUACUCUGAGAAGCUCAAUUUUUGAAUAGGUAAAAGUUUAGAACUUCAAAAAAUGAAGAAGAGGUUCAGACUUUUCUUGGAGACUCUGUGUUAAGAAAAAAUAUCAAUCAAGUAAUUUUCAGAGUAGUUUUUUUAAAAUUUCGAACAGUUUCAAGGCUUUGAAAGCUUCAAAUAAAGCAUUUUUUUCCACAAACUGUAGUAUGAACGAUUUAAAAGCUUCACACCCUGUAAAAGCUCUAUUUUAAAAGUUCUGCUGCUUUGUAGUUAGGCGGUCCAGUCAUUAAAAGCCUGAUUGGUUACUAAAAAAAAGUUGUGAGAACCAUAUAUCGUUUUUCUAACAAAGUAGGUCAUUUUACUUUAGAUUUGCCUGAAAAUUGACCAGAACGCUCCUUGAUGUACCAGAAGAAGUUUCUGAAAGUCUCAAUCUGCCCAACUUUCUACUUUUCGAGUGAAGACCCUGCAAGAAAACUCUUGAAAUCUAUUGAAAUAAGCUGUUUUGGGGCUUUAGGCCCUUGUUUCUCGAAAACCAGGAAGUUGUGCAGGUUGAUCCCUUCAUAAUUUUCUUCUGGUACAUCAUGAAGCGUUCUGGUCAAUUUUUAACAAAAAAUGAAAAUUACCUCCCCUUCAAAUUUUUUCACUGGCCAAAUUCUUGAAAAUUAGUAGUUAUCUUUCCAGGCAAAGUUCUCCUGACGAAGAACCCGUGCAUCGUGAGCGGCGACGUGCGCGUCUUCGAAGCCGUCGACAUCCCAGAACUUCAUCACAUGCUCGACGUCGUCGUCUUCCCCCAGUGUGGCCCGCGGCCUCAUCCUGAUGAAAUGGCUGGUCUAAAAUGAAUCAGAAGACCUGUCUGAAUGUAGCAGUACAGGCUCCGACUUGGACGGUGACGAGUACUCGGUGAUUUGGGACCAGGACCUGCUGCUGGACCGAAAUGAGGAGCCCUUCGACUUCACUUCGGACAAGAAAAAGGAGAAGUUCGACGAGAGCGAUGUGGUACGGAAAUUUCUAGUGGAAGUUUCAGAUUUGAUGAAGAAGAUAGGAAAAAAAAAAGAGCAUGAUUUGAAAAACUUGACACCAGAUAUCUUUUUAAAAAAAAUUUUGAAGCUGUAGAGACUCAAAAAAGCUUCAUAAAUUCAACUCCUGUAAGGUCUAACCAUGUGGGAAACAUUCUAAUGGUAUUUAAUAAUGGUCUCGAAACGAAGAGCCUUUUUUAGGGCCUGCAAGAGCUCUGCGCCUUUAAAUUUAUCAGCUAGGAAUUUUCAAUAAAACCUAUUUAGCAAUAUACUCUCUCAGAACUGGCUUCAUGCAAAAGCUCUAUUUCAAAAAAAAAUUGACGAUGUAUUUAAAGGAGCAUGGAUUAGUUUAAUAAUAGUCUUGAAGGGAAUAGUCGUUUCAAGAGUUAUUUUAGGUCAUGAAAAAGCUCUGCGCCUUCAAGUUUUUCAGCUAAAAAUUCUCAGAAAUCCUAUUUAGCAAUAUAUUCUCUCAGAACUGGCUUAUGCAAGAGGUCUACAUCAAGAAAAGCUUGGCGAAGAAUUUAAAGGAGCAUGGAUUAGUUUAAUAAUAGUCUUGAAGGGAAAAGUCGUUUCAAGAGUUAUGUUAGGUCAUGAAAAAGCUCUGCGCCUUCAAGUUUUUCAGCUAAAAAUUCUCAGAAAUCCUAUUUAGCAAUAUAUUCUCUCAGAACUGGCUUAUGCAAGAGGUCUACAUCAAGAAAAGCUUGGCGAAGAAUUUAAAGGAGCAUAGAUUAGUUUAAUAAUGGUCUUGAAGGGAAGAGUCGUUUUCAAGGGAUGUUAUGUUAAGUCAUGCAAAAAAAGCUCUGCGCCUUUCAAGUUUUUUUCACCUAGGACAUUUUAACUAACCUAAGCCCUUACUAACCAAAAAAUGAUUUUUAGACAAAAUAUAUUUCUCUCAGGACCGGCUCUAUGCAAGAGGUCUAUAUCAAGAAAAAGCUUUGGUGUACGAAUUUUAAAGGAGCAUGGAUUAGUUUAAUAAUAGUCUUUCGAAAGGGAAAAAGUCGUUUCAAGAGUUAUGUUAGGUCAUGAAAAAGCUCUGCGCCUUCAAGUUUUUCAGCUAAAAAUUCUCAGAAAUCCUAUUUAGCAAUAUAUUCUCUCAGAACUGGCUUAUGCAAGAGGUCUACAUCAAGAAAAGCUUGGCGAAGAAUUUAAAGGAGCAUGGAUUAGUUUAAUAAUAGUCUUGAAGGGAAAAGUCGUUUCCAGUGCUGUUUGAGGUCAUGCAAGAGCUCUGCGCCUUUAAAUUUUUCAGUUAGGAAUUUUCAACUAACCUAAACCUUUCACGACCUCAAAAAGGAAGUUUUCGACAAUGUCUUCUCUCAGGACCGGCUCAUGCGCGAGUUCUACAUCAAGAAAACCUUGGUGUAGUAUUUAAAUGAAAAUAGAUUGAUUUAAUAAUGGUCUCGAGGUGAAGAGCCGUUCCCAAUGCUAUAGGUCAUGCGACAGCCCUGCGCCUUUAAACCUUUCAACGAGAAAUUCUCAACUAACCUGAGCCUUUAAUAACCUCAAUAAUAAUUUUGACAAUGAAUUCUCCUAGGACCGGCUCAUGCGCGAGUUCUACAUCAAGUACCUGAAGCUGGACUCGGUGGGAACCAUCUCGAACAGCCAUCUGCACUGCUCCGACCAGUACGGCCUCAACGCCAAAGUCUGCAUGAACCUGGCCAAGAAAAAUUGUCAGGCCGUCGAUUUCACCAAGUCGGGCGACGCGCCCUCGCCUUUGGUCAACGUCUGGGAGAAAGGUUCUCGAAAAUGACAGGAUUUUGGGGCUAAAUUCUUGAUAGAUCCCGAUACGGACGAAAUGAUCCCGCCGGAAAGGCCGGAAAGAGUUCCGGACUUUUCACAUUGGCAACGAGUACAGUCCGAUGUACGUCAGCGCAAGACUCUGUGGCAAGCUCUUCAGGUGAUUUGAGGGGGGAAAUUGGAAAUUGUGAAAGAAAAUGUGUGUACAAUAGUGUUCUAAAAUUUGACCGUUCAGUUUUUCGAACGGUUAUAACAUGUCAUUUUUCUGACCGUUAGUUUGACCGACCAGUUUCUGAAAUUUACGAAACCGACUGAACAACAAAAAUGCAAUUUUUCUGUUGCCGUGUUCGAAAUGAUUCCGCGAAAUUCAAAAAAGCCGCCAGAAAGUGAGAAAUAUAGAAAUUUCGGAGAUUCAGAGAUCAUUUUGAAUUUCGCGAAAAUUACUUUGAGCACGGCAUGUGCUAGAGCGCCACGGUGCAUGCACAGUAUACUCUACACUUUACGCGAAAAAUAGAAGCGUGGCGUCGUCAAGAAAAUGCCGUGAUUUUCAUGUUUCUCUGACGUCGCCGAGGGAACAGAGAGACGCACAAGAGUGUACUAUGAAACUAUACCUUUUUGAAGAUUAGAAAAGAUAAAUUUUCAAGAUUUUUCCCAGUUUUUUCAAAGACUUCUAGGGAAUAAUAAACUGAUUUCAGAGAAAUCAAGGCGAUUGACGAUGUUUUGCGGAUUUCCGAAGAACGAGACGAACAGCUGGAAAUCACCAUUGACUCUCAAAUCCAAGUCCCAGGCUUCGAAUUCCGCUUGGGCCAGGCCAGAGAGGAGCUCGCCAAAUACAACGCUCAGCUUCGAGUUUGGAAAAACUGGAAAAAAGCUACGAAAAAAGCAUAAUUUCAGUCGUUGAUGGAAAACUACGGGAUCAGAACGGAGGGCGAGAUUUUCUCCGGUUGCAUCAUUGAGAUGAGAAAUCGGAUAUCUGAAAAAGACCAGGACGACAUGUCCUUCUACAACACGAAUCAGAUGCUCGAGACCAAAGUCUCGCUUCUUUUCAAAAAGUACCGCGAACAGUUCUUUGAGGUGCUUGACCUAAUAUGAAGAUGUGGAAUAUUUGAAAUCCUAGGAGUUUGGAGGAUGGCAGAUGUGCACGGAGAAGUCGACGCGCGCCUACGCCGACGAGUUGAACGUCCUGCAAAGGACUUGCAAAGACCCCUCGAUGGAAAUGCAGAAGAAGGCCGUCGCCUACUACCGCGCUUGCUAUGGUUCGACUCCUCUUAAUGUCUUAUUUUAUUACAAUUUUCUUUUUCUCUUCAUUUCAUUUAUUCUUACGGGUGUACAGCCAAUGUUCUCUUAUCCAAUGUAGUCCGUUUUUCGCGGGACUUCUCUGCGCCCUCCUCGAGGUCUCUCAUGUUUACGUGCUAUUUUCAUGUUUCUCUGACCUCGCCGGUGAGGGAAAAGAGAGACGCAGACGCGCGAAAAAACUCUUUCCUCCUUCUCUGCGCCCUCCUCAUAUCUCGACGUCUCUCUUGUUUACGUGCUAUUUUCAUGUUUCUCUGACCUCGCCGGUGAGGGAACAGAGAGACGCAGACACGCGAAAAAACUCUUUCCUCCUUCUCUGCGCCCUCCUUAUCUCUCGACGUCUCUCUCCUGUUGACGUGCUAUUUCCAUGUUUCUCUGACCUCGCCGGUGAGGGAACAGAGAGACGCAGACAAGCGAAAUCCGGAAACGGAGCAUGAAAAGAGCGCGUCAAAAUGAGAGGGUCACCGAAAGACAAGAAGGGCGCAGAGAGGUCCCGCCCUUUUCAAGUCGCAAAAAACGUAUAUGCUCACCCAAGAACUAGGCACCGUAAAUACAGGCUCUUGCUUUACAAAACUAAAAAUAAGCAAAGAAUUCGUGAAUAGACAAAGCCAGAAAUAGCACAUUCCACAUUUCAGCAUGUCAAAAAAAUUUUUCGGCCAAAAAGACCGUAUACCAAAUUUGAUCAGAUUCGAGCCCCACCUCGCUUCAAGACCUUUUUUCUCGCUGUAUUUUUUUAGUUAGCAGUUUUGUAAAGUCUGUAGUAUCUUUUUUUCGGCUGUUCUUUCGAAACGCGAUCGUCUCAAAAUGCUCUCAAAUCAGAGGCCGCCUGCUAGGAAGGGGUAAAUACGUGUACCGUGUUAUCCGUAAUGGUAAAUUGCUCACAAACGCGACGAAAGCCUCCACCAUUUUUUUGGUUACGGUAUUAGGAAAAAGCUUUUUAAAAAUUUAUAGGCUAUUCCGCGCCAGCUUUUCACAGUUUUUAUUACCCUCCGAGCUGGAGAAUCAUACCGUUUGAAACGCGCGGGAUUUUUCUCUGCAUGCGCCUUUUAUUUGGCUUAAAGUGCUGUUAUAUUAAAGGCGCAUGCAGAGAUAAAGAUCCCGCGCAUCAAAGGGAAGGGUUCUGUGAGACGGAGACGAACGGAAUUCGUGAAAUGCUGCCGCGGAAUGAGCUACGGCACUUUAUUGAAUGGAGCCGUAGAGAACUGUUACAAGAUAAAAAUUUUUAAAUCAAACGUUCACGAAUUUAGAAAAAAGAGAAAAAAAUGAUCUAGUUUGUGUCGGAAUGAACCUUCUGUUUGAAAAAAAAAUGAUUAAAACUCCAAUUUUUUAAUUUUCGCAGAACUCUGUAUGAUACCCUUUCAGUUUGAAAAUUUUUCAUUGGAUUCCUCCAGAAGAGGCCAAAACGACGCGAGAAAACAAGAAGCUCUCGUUCGCCUGGCUCGCCUACGACGUCCUCUACACGGUCCGACUCAAUUCCAUCCUACAGAGCGACGUUUCGACCGGAAUCAACCCUCUCUACACCGUUUACUCCACCCGAUCUUCUCUCAGAACUUGAGGAAUUCAGAUGUUGGAAUCGCACAGAGACCAGUAUAUCCGCGAGAAUUUCGCCGCCUUUGAGGAGUACCUCCGCUUUGAGCCCGAUUCCCCGUUUGACAACCGCAUCGGGCAGGCCAACAAAAUCCUUCAAAUGUACAUUAUAAUCUAUCCGGGUCUGUUUUGGGGUCAUAGUCAAGCACGGGCAAAGUCGGAAAGGGUGCUCCAUAGAAAUGUUCCUUUUAGGGUGAGAUGGGUUACUUUUUUGCGGCCUUUUUGCACCCUUUUAUUGUCUGUUAUGCAUCAUUUUUGAGCCGUUAUCAACUAUUCCGACUUUGCCCGAAAAUUUACCUGAGUCGUAAGGUGUUCUACCGUAGUCACGCGUUGCGGUUGCGGCGCGGCUUUUGGUGCGAAAUCGGGUUUUCGAAUAGGAUUAGGCUUUUUUCUGCUAGAUUUCAGGUUUUCUUAGUAGAAUAGGCUAUUUGUUGAGUAUCUGGGAACAUUUUUAGUAGCCACUUUAGGGUUACAAAGUUCUAGUGGUCACUAUAGUAGUCGAAUUGGUGGCCACUCAAGUGACGGAAGUUUAAUGGCCUUAUAAGGAGUCUAAGUGGUGCUACUAGACCAUUGAAAACCGCUAAAGUCGUUUCUGUAGAGGUAGUUUUAGAGGCCACUUUAGUGUCCUCUUCAAGGUGUCCUUGAGAAACCACUUAAGUGACCGCUACAGUGUUUCCCAGGUGGGGCUGUACUUUAAUGAAUUAUCGUCCACUUAGAAAUUUAAUGAAUGCGAAAAAUGAUUUACUCCCAAAAAAUCGCCGUAUCAAAAUUUUUCAUGAGUUUAAUGAAGGAAUACAAAAAAGUCAGUUUUCGCGUUAAAAAUUUGAAUUUCCCGCCAAAAUCCGGGUCUCGAUCGAAAAAAGUUACUGCGAUGAUCAGGAAGCUUUCGAGUCAGGGAAAAGUCGCUAUGUAAUUUUUAAAAAAACUGAUUUUUCGAUUACAGGCCUUGAAAGGGUUUUGUUCCUUCUCUACGAGUGGGCCAGAAGAGCCCAAUUGCUCGAAAAAGGCUUCAAAAAGCACCAUUUCGCCUUCCUUUUGAUCCUUUUCGCCACACGGCAUUUUGGAUCGGUUGACGGAAAAGCUGCGGCGAUUUUUGAGAAGGUGAAUGAUCCAGAAAAAUUGGAAACAGAAAAAAGAAAAUUUUAUUGCAAAAGAAGAGCCGAACAAGUUGGAAAGAAGCAUGUAAAAAAUUCAGGGUCUCAGAUUUAGGGUCCGUGAAAAUGGGCCUACUUUCCAUUUUUUAAGGGUUUUGAAGCAUGUAAAUAACUAGAAAAAUAAAAAUUAUGAAUAUCUUGCUUUGUGAAUUUAUAAAAUAAGUUUGAGAACAAGAAUAAGCCAUUUCCUUUUUUAAAAUGCAAUUUUUUCCACCCUCCUAGUUAUACCAGUUCCUUUUUGAAUAAAUAGCGAUUGCGAAAAAAUUCUUGUAGUUUUAUCGCUGCCACUUUUUAUGCAGGCCUUUCCUAUCGAAGUAUUUUUUUAAUAGGCUUGAAGGGUUGCAGAACGCUUGAUAUUUUGAUUUUUUCCAGAUCGACGAAGCUGAGUACCAGCAAGGAAAUGUGAACGCAGCUCCGCUGAGUGAGCUCGAUCAAUCGCGACUCCUCAUCUCGUUCUUGGAGUUUUUGUCGUCGCGAAAGUUCCGCAAGCUCGUGCGGAUCAGCUUCUUGCCCAUCGGCUUUUUCGCCGUGUUCACGAGGAACCAGUGGAUCCCGUUCCAUGUGGUGCGUGGUUCUGGGUGGGAUAAUGGGUUUGAUUAGAAGAAAAAAAGGAGUUUUGAUUAGGGGGGGGGGCCUUAGAAAUGUUUUUAUUUAUUUUUAAAGUGAAUAAACUGAUGAUGAUGAGGGAAAAAUCUCUUCGAGAAACGCAAAAUUAGUCAAUAAAUCAAGUUUAUCAAAAAUUAUUCUACUUUUUAAAUGAAACACCGAGUCUUUCUUCAUUAUUGGUGAAAAAUUCAUUGCGGUACCUUUUAAAACUGGAAGAGAUGUGAAUUUUCGAAAAAAAACCCAUUUUUGGACCUUUGGCGACUUAUAACUCUCUCGACACGUUUUUUUGACACUGCUAAAAUAAUCAGCGUAAAAUUCUCUACAACAUAUGAGAAUAUCAAAAAAGUGACUCGUUUUUCUGAGAUCCUGUCCCUGUCAUUUUAGAGUACCCUUUUUCGAAAACAGGUUCAGAAUUCAAGAAAAAUUGGUUGAUCAAGUUUUUGGGCCAAGUUCAAGAAAUAUUGAGUUUUAACAUUUUUUUUUCAUCUGUUUCUUGAAAAAACAAAGCUACAGAUUGAACUAGGAAUGAGGAAACUAAAAAGAAUUCGAAAAAAAAAAACUUGCAGGAUAAAUUUGAGAACAUCUCAAUCUUGAAAAAGUCCAUAUUCUGUCUUGUAAGCCAUAUCUACAAAAUGAAGCUUUCAUAAAUUGGCCAUCUCCCUUUUCAAGGCCGCCCUGAAGACCUUCUACAACAUGCAGUUCAACCUGCGGUUCGAGGAGCUUCCCGUCUCAACGGACCCGGCGGUGACCAGUCGGACGAUCAUCCGCGAGAGCGAGCCGUUCAUCAUCGAACUGCCCAGCAACAUUGACGAAUCCGACGUCCGACGCAAAUUGCUGCACUUCACCGGCCUGGAAGACGUCCAACUCCGCUAUCUUAAGACCCAGAAAGUCCAGGAGAAUCGUUGGUUCUUCCCCGUGAUGACAGUGAAUCUUUGAUCUCUUCAGCUCGAUAUUUGGUCACUUCGAGGGGCUCUCUGGAGGCUUUCUACAAGUUGCGACAGCUGGUGGCCGUCAAGGUGAGGAGGAAAGAGUCUUGAAAAAAGAGAAUAUUUUUUUCUUGAGUGAUUUUGAACACUAGAGGGAUGCAAAAUAUAUAAAUUAGCUUGGAAGAGAUGAAAAAAUGCUUGUAAGAAUAGUAGGAACAUCUUUUUCAAUGGCACAUGGAUGUUACUGGAACUUAAACGGCCAAAAAAGCUCGAAGGCACCUUUUUUUGAAACGGACCUUUCAAGAAGUUAGACUCUUUUUUUAGGCUUUUCGAGGCCCUUUGCACUUUGUCUGUGUUAUGGAGUUGGCAUAGAAAUUUAACGAAUUUUAUUUUUUUUUAAUCGAUUGGGAUCAGUUAGAAACAUCGAUUUUUCUAUUUUAUGAAGAAACCUAAUUAAGGUCAAAAUUCAAAUCGAAAUUCUUCAAAAUUCUCUGAUUCUUAAUUAGAAAUAUGCGAGCUAAUGUAUGGAAUGAAUAAAGAAAAGUUGAAAAAAGGCAAUUUUUGGACAUCGGGCAAAGUCGGAAUGGUGGCUAAUGGCCGCUAAAAGGCACAAAAAAGGCCGCAGAAAGGCAGUAAAAAGGGUCCCUUUAUCGAGCCUUCCAUUUUUCCUGGGAGAGAAAUGGUAGAAAAAGGAAGAGGCAGCAAAAAUGCUCCAUAAAAGCCGAUGAAAUGGCGCAAAAAGGCAGCAAAAAAGGAGCCUUUGUCAUCCUAAAAGGAACAUUUCUAUGGAGCCUUUUUCCACCCUUUCGACUUGGUCUAUGCUUGAAAAACGAUUUUUAAAAUGAAUUUUUCAUGGCAAAUCCCUUUAAUCAGGUACCCCUGAACAACUCGGUGACGGGCAAGGAGAUCUCUACCCAACUGGCCACGCUCCGCCUCCAGAAGAUCAACGCCGGCCAGCUCUCCUGUGUGUGA
Molecule: messenger RNA, 24585 nt
Organism: Caenorhabditis auriculariae
Lineage: Eukaryota; Metazoa; Nematoda; Chromadorea; Rhabditida; Rhabditidae
Source: the annotation of a GenBank genome assembly